AUGCAACUAGCACUGGAGGAAGUGAUCUCACAGCACACCUUCUCGCGCAGACCCCGGCGCAACCACCACCAACCUGGGAAUUAUUCCCAUUCAAUCAGCACAAGGAGGGCACUGCUGACGCGCACUGCGAGUGGUGCCCGAUUUCUACGGACGGCAGCCUUUCUUAUGCCGAGUAUCUCGUGUUUCAACAACAGCGAGUUCGCGCAGUUGUGCUGCUCCUCUGACCUUGAGAUGUUUUGCGACGCUUCUGUCGUUGGCAUCUCCAAAUCCAAGGUCAUGUGCUGCGAGAAGGAGAAGCUUCGCCAACUGCUUGUCGACUUGGCGGGAAGCCGCUUUCCCACGAACACAUCCUUUGCUCCGGUCCCCUGGUGGGCCAGAGUGCUGUCGAAUCGGCAAGAUGAGCCGCGUGAGGGUGACAGCUUGUCCCCCUUGACCGUCUCCUUGAGAAAGGGUGCCCGGGACUUGGCGGAUGCAGCCGGGGAACUGGCUCUGCUGGGAGGCGACCUGCUCAGACGCUGCCCAAGUCGCCAGGAGCUGCUUCUUCUGCGCCGAGACCUCAUGUUCUGGUGGGACCGACAUCGCUUACACAGCAAGUGGGGGAGGAUUCGCACGGCUUUCGAUGGCACUGUGCGAGCCAUCGAGCGCUGCCGGAAGCUCCAGCGUCCACACGCGGUUGUGCAACUCCACAUUCCGAAGACUGCUGGGUCUGCCAUGAAGGAGUGGGCCGAGACGACAGGUUUCCGAGUGCUGGAGCAGACGCAGCAGAUCAAGCAAGGUGAUGGUCCCUACUGGAUCGGCACUGCUGGCCUUCCAGGAUCUUGUCGCCAACGUGUGCGGGAGAACAGGGAUCGGAACACCACGUGGGUGGCCGUGGAGCGAUGGCUGGAUCUGCCUCUGUGUGAUGACUUCCAGUAUGUCGUCGCGCUUCGAGAGCCUGUGAUGCGUACGCUGCAUCAAUUUUCGCACAAGCUCUCUUACUUCCGAGACUUCUUGCCAUCGGGAAGGCUUCCUUGGCAAGCUGCCAGAUGUGAGAUCGAAUUCGGGGCCUUUCCGCGCGUUUGGUUCAAGGGCUGCCGCAGGAAUAUGUGA
This is a messenger RNA of Symbiodinium sp. CCMP2592, 1089 nucleotides long. NCBI's taxonomy places the organism in Eukaryota, Dinophyceae, Suessiales, Symbiodiniaceae. The record is from the annotation of a GenBank genome assembly.